AUGCGUAACCACAAUGCACGCCCAACCGGCGCUACACCUGCACCUGAAGUGCACCAUGUUGCCCAAUCAAGCAACAAUCAGAGGGGAUGGGGUCGAGGGCGAGGAAGAGGCCGCGGUAGGGGCCAGAAACGAGGUGGCAGGAGCGGAGCUAAUAACGGUGAUUCUCGGACCCAGAAUAAGCAACCCGAAGAUCAAACUCGUCAAGGACAUCAAAAUACGUGCUAUAAGUGUGGAUGCAAAGGACACUGGUCCCGCACGUGUCGCACUUCAAAACAUUUGGUCGAAGCCUACCAGAUGAUGAUACAACAAAAUAAUGAGCGGAAGACAAAUGAAUCCUCUCAAGCUGCAUUGCCUGAAGCAAACGCCUUACUCAAUUUGAGUGAUGACUUAUUGGGUGAGGAGCUUAAGGAUUAUGGAGACCAAGAAUGA
Messenger RNA from Ipomoea nil (Japanese morning glory), 429 nucleotides. RefSeq lists its product as uncharacterized. NCBI's taxonomy places the organism in Eukaryota, Viridiplantae, Streptophyta, Magnoliopsida, Solanales, Convolvulaceae. The record is from RefSeq and is a predicted model, not a curated record. The transcript has a single exon. Bases 1 to 429 code for a protein of 142 amino acids. Gene Ontology annotation, molecular function: zinc ion binding; nucleic acid binding.